Messenger RNA from Castor canadensis (American beaver), 1219 nucleotides. It is a transcript of the gene Fcrla, whose product is annotated as Fc receptor like A. NCBI's taxonomy places the organism in Eukaryota, Metazoa, Chordata, Mammalia, Rodentia, Castoridae. The record is from RefSeq and is a predicted model, not a curated record. Gene Ontology annotation, molecular function: transmembrane signaling receptor activity. Gene Ontology annotation, cellular component: external side of plasma membrane. Gene Ontology annotation, biological process: cell surface receptor signaling pathway; immune response.
GUUUCGUGUUGAAGAAAAUCAGUGUGUUUGGGUUGUAGGAGAUCUAACCAGUUACCAUGAAGCUGGGCUGUGUCCUUAGGACCUUGGCCCUCUACAUCUUUGCAGCUAUACUUUGGGCAGCCCAGAUAUUACCAUCUGCCAGUUUUGAGACUCUGCAGUGUGAAGGACCUGUCAGCCCUGGGGAGAGUAGACGCCACACUGAUGAAGAUGUGACCAAUCCAAAUGAAGCUGGCUACCAGAUCAAGGGCUACACUUUCAGUGAACCCUUCCAUCUGAUCGUGUCCUAUGACUGGCUGAUCCUCCAAGGUCCAUCUGCACCCAUAUUUGAAGGGGACCCAUUGGUUCUGCGCUGCCGGGCCUGGCAAGACUGGCCACUGACUCAGGUCACCUUCUACCGAGAUGGCUCAGCUCUGGGUCCUCCUGGACCUAAUAGGGAAUUCUCCAUUGCUGUGGUACACAAGGCAGACAGUGGGCACUACCACUGCAGUGGCAUCUUCAAGAGCCCUGGUCCUGGGAGCCCAGAAACAGCACCCACUGUGGCUAUCACAGUCCAAGAACUGUUUCCAGCCCCUGUUCUCAAAGCCUUGCCCUCAGCAGAGCCCCAAACUGGAGGCCCAUUGACCCUAAACUGUCAGACAAAGCUGUCCUCGCAGAGGUCAGCUGUCCACCUCCUCUUCUUCUUCUACAAGGAUGGAAGGACAGUGCACAGCAGGGGACUCUCCUCAGAAUUCCAGAUCCCCACAGCUUCAGAAGAGCAUUCUGGAUCCUACUGGUGUGAGGCAGCCACUGAGGAUGGCCAAGUUUGGAAACAGAGCCCACAGCUGGAAAUCAGGGUACAGGGACCCUCCAGUUCUACUGCAUCUUCCACCUAUAAUCCAGCUUCUCAGAAAUCAACAGCUCCAAAACCAACUCCUACAGAGAACUCUGAGUCUCUACCUCCACUCACCACCCCUUCUGAGCAUGAAGGCUUCUCCCCAGACCCGCACCUGCACCACCAGAUGGGCGUUCUUCUCAAACACAUGCAGGAUGUAAGAGUUCUCCUCGGUCACCUGGUCAUAGAGCUGAGGGAAUUGUCUGGCUUCCUGAAGUCUGAAACCACAAAGACUCCUGACAAAUGAAAGCACACCUUUCACCCGUGAUAUGGCUCAGCAACCCCCAAUAAUGUCAACUCUUUUUGUCCUGCACAUAUACAUAGUUUUACAAGUUGUCCCAGUGUUUU